Fopius arisanus is the source of this 1541-nucleotide messenger RNA. RefSeq names its product probable cytochrome P450 305a1. Lineage: Eukaryota; Metazoa; Arthropoda; Insecta; Hymenoptera; Braconidae. Gene Ontology annotation, molecular function: heme binding; oxidoreductase activity, acting on paired donors, with incorporation or reduction of molecular oxygen, reduced flavin or flavoprotein as one donor, and incorporation of one atom of oxygen; iron ion binding. The transcript is spliced from 7 exons. The record is from RefSeq and is a predicted model, not a curated record. Gene Ontology annotation, biological process: xenobiotic metabolic process. Bases 37 to 1521 code for a protein of 494 amino acids. Gene Ontology annotation, cellular component: intracellular membrane-bounded organelle; cytoplasm.
UCGUUCCCGUCGACAUCACCAGUUUUUCUAUUUCAAAUGAUGCUGUUUCUGAGUUUUAUUCUAUUCUUGGUGGUCUGGAUGUUGUGCUCACACGAUUGCGUAAAACCGCGGAAAUUUCCACCAGGACCCGCAUGGUAUCCCCUGGUUGGAGCAUUUCCCGCAUUUCAUAAAUUGAAGGAAAAGUAUUACUAUGUUCAUACAGUUUUGGAGGAGAUGUCAAAAAAGUAUGGACCAGUGGUGGGUAUCAAGCUUGGGAGACAGAAAUUUGUUGUUAUUUCCGGCAGUGAAUUGGUAAAGAAGACAGCAAUGAGAGAUGAAUUCAAUGGUCGACCAGAUGGUUUCUUCUUCCGUGUGAGAGCCUUUGGGAAACGAAAGGGAGUUCUUUUCAUUGACGGGCCCGCAUGGGCCCAGACCAGGAAGUCUACGAUGAAACAUCUACGGUCGUUUGGCUUUGGACAGAAAACAAUGGAGAAUUACUUGGAGGUCGAGGCAGAGGCUCUUGUUACUCAUCUCCAGAGAGAAGUUGAGAGGCUGCAAAAGCCCCUCAGGCUCCAGGAAAUCUUCGAUGUCACUGUCCUCAAUACCCUUUGGAUGAUGAUUGCUGGGUACAGAUUUACGUACGACGACUCCAGACUCAACCACAUAUUAUCAGUCGUGCACGAAGCCUUCAGGUCUAGUGACACUCUAGGCGGUAUUCUGUCUCAUCUCCCUUUCCUACGAUUUGUCAUUCCGAAUUACUCGGGUUACAAUCGCUUAAUGGAGACGCAUGAUAAAUUAUGGGGAUUUAUUCGGAAUGAAAUUGAUGAACAUCUCAAGACGAUGAGACGGGAUCAGCCGCCGAAAGACUUUAUCGAAGCGUUUUUACUUGAAUCUGGAAACUCUUACGAUCGGGAGGAACUGAUAGUUCUUUGCUUGGAUUUAUUUAUGGCGGGAUCAAAAACAACGACAGACUCCUUGACCGCAAUCUUUGCUCUUGCUCUUCAUCAUCCAGAGUGGAUAAAGUCUCUGCAGAAUGAUCUGCAAGAUAUUGUCGGCCCAGAUGCACAACCCAGCUGCGAACACGCAUCGCAAUUGCCCCGAAUAGAGGCUUUCCUAGCCGAGGCACAUAGAGUUCUAGUUCUCACGCCACUUGGGGUACCCCAUAGGACAAUGGAUAAAGUUUCACUCGAGGGUUAUAACAUUCCGAAGGGUACUGUGGUUUUAUUCAAUUACCACAGCACUAAUGUCGAUGAGACGUGCUGGGAAGAGCCGUUGAAGUUCAAGCCAGACAGAUUUUUGGAUGAGAAUGGGCAGUUCAAGAGGAGGAGCGAAUUUUCGCCGUUCGGAUUGGGAAAACGACGCUGUUUGGGAGAACUACUGGCCCGAGCGUCGCUGUUUAUAUUUUUCUCUUCAAUAAUCCAUAAUUUCGACAUAGAAACGCCAGAAGACCAAGGGCUCCCAAUAUUAGAUGGAAUUGAUGGAUUCACUGUGUCACCGCGGCCAUAUCUCAUUAAAUUAACUCCCCGUUGCAAGCGAGAAUGAAAAUGGAAAAUUACAUUUAC